Molecule: messenger RNA, 1302 nt
Organism: Hylaeus anthracinus
Lineage: Eukaryota; Metazoa; Arthropoda; Insecta; Hymenoptera; Colletidae
Exons: 7
Coding region: 211-660 (149 amino acids)
Source: RefSeq, a predicted model, not a curated record
AGUUUUCAGUUCAGUUCAGUUAGUCUCUCAUCGUUCACAUCUCAGUCCGCACAGUCAGUUCAGUUAGAGCAGUUAGUCGCAUUCGAUUCCUGUGUUGUCGCGCUCUUACCAAGGAGCGAAGACUCAGAGGAACGACAUUUGAUCUCUCCAACGCAAUCUCGAGAUUUGGAUUUCUUCUUUCAUCACCAGGGUCGCUUGACAGCACUCGGUAUGGAAGCAGAGAACAAUAAGCAGAAUCUUCCACGGUCCCGCACACGUCGUCCGAACAGGAGGAGUCGUCGCGGAGGAAUCAAGAAACAUCAAAAAAAGAAGCUCGCGAAAUAUCUACAUAAAUUACACGACGAUUUAGCUUCUCGCGUCAAAGCAUUACAAGUCGCGCUCGUCCUAUAUCAGGAACUUCUCGUUCACCCGUCUAAUCCCGGAAUCGUGGUUAACCAACCGUCAUCGCCUAUCGAUUCAGAGGCUUCUACAUUUAUUCUCGACGAUCCGUCAAAUUUCGACGAGAUCCCAGUCAUAGACCUGACUGAGGACGGCGACGAGGAUGCUUACCUGGAAACCAUUGACACAAUCACGGCUCCUAAGGUGGAUCUGGGCCGAGCGGAAACCCUGGAUCCUUGCGUGGCAUUUCGAGAGAGUUACCACGGGAGUAAGCAGUACUAAGGGGUCACGAGCAAGUAACAAGAAUGUUUACGAGUUUGAAAAUAGUCGUUAAGAGGUCAAUUGAAAGAUUCAACGUAAGAGGAUAGAUUAAUAGAAUAAAUAAAGAGGUUUGUCUCGUAUAACGUAUCCUUCGACGAAUCGUAUAUUACGUAGAAGGAAUAGGUUUAGAAACGACUCCUAGAAACAUACAUUCCUGGGAAAGUCGUCCCUUAAGGAAAAAGAAGCUGUAGUUCUCUCUAGAGGGACGUGUAUUCCUCGAGAUUACUACUAGAAGGUAUUAUGACGAUUCUUCGACAGAUAGAUUCUAUGAGAACUAUCCUAUAUGUACAUCAUGCGUUUAAUAAAGGAAAUGAACGCUUGAAUCUUACGUGAAUUACAGUGCAGAAUUUAUGUCUCGUAAUGAUUAUGAUAUUGAAAGGUUACUUACGUGUGUGUAGAUGCUUCGAUGAUGAUGAAUCACUCAGAGUAAUGUAUUAAAUAAAUAUAACUCUCGUAUUACUUAAUACUAAUAGUUGAUCACUUUUUAUUUGUUGAUUCGUAUAAUAAUUAUUCUUCACAAUUUCUUUGUUCAAAUAUUCGUAUAAUGAGUUUUACAAUUCUUGUAUAAUAUUCGCGUUCGUAUAAUGUAAGUUGAUAAUCAAU